AUGCGUCGUGAUGGUGUUGCCGCCGCCCGCCGGCGUCGAUCCGUGCAACAACCCUUCCCUUCGCCUAAACUGCGCCGCCCGGUCGAUCUGCUGCCCCAACCAUUCUUCCCCCAGACUCUGAUGCUGUCCGACAUGAACCCUGCCACCGGCAAGAUGCCCGGCUGGCCCGCGCUAUCGUACCCGACGCCGGUCGCGCCGGCCGAGAAGAAGGCUGACACGGGAUCGCUUUGGGGCGCGGUCCUUGACGAUCAGGAUAACCCCCGUACGGAAAACAUUGCCAAGAUCGCCCAAGCUUAG
Molecule: messenger RNA, 297 nt
Organism: Colletotrichum abscissum
Lineage: Eukaryota; Fungi; Ascomycota; Sordariomycetes; Glomerellales; Glomerellaceae
Exons: 4
Coding region: 1-297 (98 amino acids)
Source: RefSeq, a predicted model, not a curated record